Messenger RNA from Culicoides brevitarsis, 1800 nucleotides. Its product is annotated as glucose dehydrogenase [FAD, quinone]-like. NCBI's taxonomy places the organism in Eukaryota, Metazoa, Arthropoda, Insecta, Diptera, Ceratopogonidae. The transcript has 2 exons. Gene Ontology annotation, molecular function: oxidoreductase activity, acting on CH-OH group of donors; flavin adenine dinucleotide binding. The record is from RefSeq and is a predicted model, not a curated record. The coding region runs from base 1 to 1800 and encodes 599 amino acids.
AUGGCUUUUCCUAUAAUUAUUUUACUGCUUUUUCUAUUAAAAUUUGAAAACAUUACCUGUAAACCUGCUGAUGGUUACUUUGACUUCAUCAUCGUUGGAGCAGGAUCUGCAGGAUGUAUCGUUGCUGAACGUCUUUCCGCCAAUCCUGAAAUUCGAGUCUUGCUUAUCGAAGCUGGCGGCGAUUCUCUUCAAUUUUUACAAGAUGUCCCUUUAGCAGCUGUUAAAUUGCAAAACAAUGCGGAAUACAAUUGGAACUACACAAAUGAGAAACAAGGCAACGAAUGCUUGGCUAUGGAAGAUCAACGUUGUAACUACCCUCGCGGCAAAGGACUCGGCGGUUCGUCACAAAUUAACGCUAUGAUGUAUGUUCGCGGUAAUCCAAACGAUUAUGAUUCGUGGGCAGCUGAGGGAUGUACCGGAUGGGAUUAUGCCUCAAUUUUAAAGUAUUUUAAAAAAUCUGAACAUUUUACGCAAUCUGGACAACCAGGAAUGAUUGAUCCAGAUUCUCAUGGUUACAAUGGACCAAUGUUUACAGAGUUCCCGCGUUUUCGCACAGAAUACUCACAAACGUUCGUGCAAGCUGGGAUAUCGCUGGGAAUGUCACAUGUUGAUUAUAACUCUGAACGACAGCUGGGAGUGUCGUAUUUACUUGCGAGUACUCACAAUAGUCGACGUGUUGAUACAGGAACAGAAUUUGUCACGAAAAUUGCGAAAAAUAGACCUAACUUUUACGUGACUUAUAAUUCGCACGUUACAAAAGUACUUUUUGAUGGCAAUACAGCAAAAGGAGUUCUUUUUGACAAAGGAAAUCUCACGUAUGUCGCUUAUAUAACACGAGAACUAAUCUUAUCUGCUGGCUCGAUAAAUACUCCUCAAAUACUCAUGUUGAGCGGAAUAGGACCUGCUUCAACUUUAAAUGCUUUGAAAAUUCCCGUUUUACGAGAUUUGCCUGUGGGAAAGAAUUUGCAAGAUCAUCCAGCCCUUUCUACGACUUUCACUACGCGUUUCAGUGGUAAAGCUAUACAGUUUUUGGCUUCUUUUGAUCCUUUAGUAACUGCUAAAUGGACAACGCAAGGCGGAACACAAUUAAGUAUCCCAUAUUCGAUGGAAGCUCUCGUUUUUGGCAAAUGUGAAGGUUCCUCAAAACCAGAAGGCGUCCCUGACUUUGAAUUAAUUUUUUCGCCAGCAUCAUACGUAACAGAUCUUGGCUUGUAUCAGCGCCGAAACCAUCGAAUGACUAAAAAUUUCUACGAUCAAGUCUAUAGUCCAUUACAAAGAAUGGCAAAUGACAGCAUUUCUGCCAUUGUUUUGUUACUUCAUCCAAAAGCACGUGGUUACGUGACACUUCGUGAUACAAAUCCAUUUUCAAAGCCUCUCAUUUAUUCCAACACCUUUGCAGAUCCGGAAGCAGCAAAACAGGAUAAAAAGACAAUUUUGUGCGGAAUUCGUGCUGCUCAAAAGAUUUUUAACUCAGGACCAUGGAAUAAAUACAAUCCUCAACUUUAUGGUUUGCGCAUUCCGGGAUGUUCAAAAUUUGUUAUCGAUGCUGAUGCGCACUGGGAAUGUGUGAUGGAAUAUUUGACAACGUCAAUGUAUCACAUGUCAGGAACUUGUCGCAUGGGUGAAAAAAGUGAUCCAACAGCAGUUGUUACGCCAGAUUUAAAGGUAAUUGGAAUACGAAAGCUACGAGUAAUUGAUGUUUCGGUAAUGAGAAAUGUAAAUUCCGGGCAUACAGCUGCUCCGGCAAUGAUGAUUGCUGAAAAAGGUGCCGACAUGAUAAAGCAAGAGCAUAACAUUUAA